AAAUUUUAUUAUUCAGCUAAAGUAGUUUGUUUAUUUGCUAAAAAUUUCAAGAAAAGUGAAAGUGUUUAUAAAAUGUUAAAAAAUAGUGUUUUACAAAUAAGAAAUUUUGCUACACAAAAAGUCAAAAAUGAAGUGCAAAGCAAGUUGGGCAUAAUAGGAGUGCCAUUUUCUAAGGGUCAAACCAAGGGAGGAGUAGAACUGGCUCCCGAUUUAUUGAGAGAACAGGGAUUAAUAGAAAUUUUACAGGAAACGGCCAGAGGCCGUUUAGCCAUAACCGAUUAUGGUAAUUUAAAAUAUGACCCCUCAACGGAAACCGAAUCUCCUUAUUAUAAAAAUAUGAAAAACUAUGCCUCCUUUAUGAGUUGCAAUAAGGCCUUGAUAGAGAAAAUACCACAGAUAUUACAGGAACAACAACAGUUCUUAUGUUUGGGCGGUGAUCAUGCUAUAGGUUUUGGUUCCGUGGCUGGCCAUUUAAAACACACUCCCAAUUUAUCUUUGGUCUGGGUUGAUGCUCAUGCUGAUAUUAAUUUACACUCCACCACUGCCUCGGGUAAUAUCCAUGGUAUGCCCGUGUCAUUUCUAUUGGAAGAAUUAAGAGAUUUUUGGAAACAUGCUCAAUUAGAUGAUAUUGCUCCCAAUUGGUAAGUCUUUAAAUAUAUUUUUGGUUUUUAUUAUUUUAUGA
Molecule: messenger RNA, 682 nt
Organism: Lucilia sericata (common green bottle fly)
Lineage: Eukaryota; Metazoa; Arthropoda; Insecta; Diptera; Calliphoridae
Product: arginase-1-like
Exons: 3
Coding region: 73-645 (190 amino acids)
Cellular component (GO): cytosol; cytoplasm; nucleus
Molecular function (GO): arginase activity; manganese ion binding
Source: RefSeq, a predicted model, not a curated record